Molecule: messenger RNA, 1569 nt
Organism: Mustela lutreola (European mink)
Lineage: Eukaryota; Metazoa; Chordata; Mammalia; Carnivora; Mustelidae
Gene: CFAP97D2
Product: CFAP97 domain containing 2
Exons: 3
Coding region: 509-901 (130 amino acids)
Source: RefSeq, a predicted model, not a curated record
GAGGAACGGCUUAAAAUGACUAAAACUUUCUGUACCUAAUCCUCAAGACAAUUGAAAAAAAAAUGAAGAUCUCCCACCUAAGCUGCAAAUAAAAAUAUUUGGAGUUGUCCAAAUUAUUAAAAGUUCUUCAAAGAUAGGAGGCGCAAGGGAGAGGGCUGCAAGCAGGAAGGGGAGAAGGAAUGAGAGAAGAGGGAAGGAAGGAAGCAGGAGAAGACGGGAGGCUGGGAAGGGGAAGCUCAGCUGGAGAAGAAACUCUGCCCUUUUCCACGAGUCGGGGGAGCUGAGCAGAGCGCAUCACGAUGGCAUCACGAAGCUAUCUCAGAUCUGUGGAGAAAAUGCCCUUUAGAGCAGAAGGAUCUUCAGUUCUCCUGUGCUAGGACGUCUUCUUGCCCUUUCUUUCCUCCUAGGCUUGGACGCCAUGACAACGGUCCGCUGACCCAGCAAACACAACCCCCUGCAGAUCUCGCUGGCGGCUGGUGGAAGGGAGCGGCUGUUUUGGCUGUUGGAGAUGCGAAGAGCCCCCCAGCCAGCUCUUCCCUGUGGCAGCGAGAGCCUGCAGCGCAGCUGGGAGAAAGCCUACCAGGAUCACAGGAGAAAGCUGGAGGAGGCGCGGCUUGCCACCAUCGACAGGGACAACCGCCUGCUGCUGGAGAAGCUGUCCUGCGUCAUGAGGACCGGGGGACGGACCGAGAGCGGAAACCACCACGCGCACAAGAGGACAGGAUCCUGCAGGGAGAGCCCCCCACCUGCUGCCUGGAUUCUCUUUGAAAAACGCAAGUCCCAGCCAGCCUGCAGGUCACCCCACACCAUCGAGUGGCUUCCCCCUCCUCCUCCUCGCCUGCCUGAUAUGUCACACUCAGGAAAUGGGGGAAGAAGGAGGGAAAAGAGGGAGCAGAAGUGAUCCCGGGGAGGGGCCAGCCAGUCAGAGGGCACAGGAAGUGCCUGAGCUUGAACAAGGGGCCAGACAGGGCCAGACUUCCGGAAACAUAAAAGGGAUGUGAGGGCCAGAGGGGGCUGCGAGGCCAACCAGCUCCUCCCACACCAGGACACCGUCUUCACAGGCCCUGCAAGUGACAUGCCACCUCCUUCACCUGCUUGGAUUUUAAAGCAAAGACCAGCUUGUGCCUUUCUAUGCACUUCUCUUUGUUCAACUCUGGGCCAUAUGUCGAGAACAGAGUGUGGUCACUUUGCAUGUUCAGACUCAGGAUCAGUUCAGCAUCACUCCUGUGUUGAAGCAGAGAGCACCGAGCUAAUCACAAGGUAACAGUAGAAAUGACAUGUCUCCUUGUGAUUAGUGUAACGAAGCCCCAGCAAGAAUGGAAGUCAAUGAUUUUUGUCAAGAAUGCAUCAGUGGGGACGCGGGGUGGGGGGGCACCUGGGUGGCUCAGUGGGUUAAGCAACUGCCUUCGGCUCAGGUCAUGAUCCUGGAGUCCUGGGAUCGAGCCCCACCUCAGGCUCCCUGCUCAGCGGGGGGUCUGCUUCUCUCGCUGACCUCUCUCCUCUCAUGCUCUCUCUCUCUCUCUCAAAAAAUAAAUAAAUAAAAUAAAAUACGUUUUAAAAAAUACAUAA